ACAGAACAUAGAAUAUAAGGUAAUGGUAAUGAGAAAAAUGGUACGGAGAAGGUAGAAGAAGAUGGACCUACACCUAUUACUACUACUGCUUGAAUCUUUGGCGGGCACAAACGGUCACUUUCAAUGAUUUUUCCUUGUCAAGUGUGGGUUCCCCUGUUUCCUCUCACCCCUGACCCCAUCUAAUCACUCUCUCAUAGAGAGAGAGAGAGAGAAAACUGUUAUUUCACAGUUUUCAUUUUUCUUCUUUUACAGUCUAUGAGAGAGAGAGUGAGACAGAGAAGCAAAAGAAACUCAUCAAAAGAUUUAGGUUUCUGGAGGUGAAGGAGAUCACAGAUCUUCUGUUCAUAUGAAGAGAUCUUUCCUUCUCUGGUAUGUGCUCCUGGUACAAGCAUUCUAUGGUGCUUGGUAUAGUGUUGGAGGAAACCUGCAUUGUGAAUACUCAAAUUCAGUGAUUCUUCACAGGCCUCACAGCGUAUCAAUCACAGAGUUUGGAGCUGUUGGAGAUGGUGUCACUCUAAACACUAAAGCCUUUCAGAAUGCUUUGUUCUACCUCAAUUCUUUCUCUGAUAAAGGUGGUGCCAAGCUUUUUGUUCCUGCUGGUCAGUGGCUAACCGGUAGUUUUGACCUUAUCAGUCACUUAACGUUAUGGCUAGACAAGGGCGCAACUAUUCUCGGUUCAACGAGCUCAGAGAAUUGGCCUGUGGUUGAUCCAUUGCCAUCAUAUGGACGAGGAAGAGAGUUGCCUGGUAGAAGGCACAGGAGUCUUAUAUAUGGUCAGAACCUCACAGAUGUAGUCAUAACAGGUGAGAAUGGGACAAUUGAUGGUCAAGGAAGUAUAUGGUGGGAUUGGUUUAGAAAUGGAGAGCUAAACUAUACAAGACCUCAUCUUGUUGAGCUCAUAAACACUACCGGUCUUAUCAUCUCCAACCUCACCUUCUUGAACUCUCCCUUUUGGAACAUUCAUCCUGUUUAUUGCAGCGAUGUUGUUGUAAAGAAUCUCACAAUCUUGGCUCCUCUUGAAUCUCCAAACACAGAUGGAGUUGAUCCAGAUUCAUCAACAAAUGUUUGCAUAGAGGAUUGUUACAUAGUUACUGGAGAUGAUUUAGUAUCGAUAAAAAGCGGAUGGGACGAGUAUGGUAUAUCCUACGCAAGACCUAGCUCCAAGAUCAAGAUCAACCGGUUAACGGGUCAGACUACUUCAAGCUCAGGAAUAGCCAUAGGAAGUGAAAUGUCAGGAGGUGUAUCUGACAUCUAUAUCAAUGACUUACAUCUAUUCAACUCCAGUACAGGAAUAAGAAUCAAGACUUCUCCAGGACGAGGCGGGUACAUUAGAAAUGUUCAUGUAUCAAACGUGAAGCUCCAUAAUGUGAAGAAAGCUAUUAGAUUCACUGGUAAGUACGGUGAACAUCCUGAUGAAAACUUCGAUCCCAAGGCACUUCCGACUAUAGAGAAGAUCACGUUUGAGAAUGUUAGUGGUGAAGAUAUUGGUGUUGCGGGUCUUCUUGAAGGUAUAGAAGGAGAUGAGUUUAAGAACAUAUGUUUCCUUAAUGUUACUCUUACAGUGAAGAACUCGAAGAAAGCUCCCUGGAAAUGCUCACAUGUUAGAGGCUAUUCACAGUGGGUUUCGCCGGAGAUUACUUGUGAUUCUUUUGAUAAGAGUAUCUUCCCGGAGCAUAGCUCUGAUUGUUUUGGGUUAUCAGAGAAUAAUCUGGAGAAAUCAAGUGGUUUAAGUAGAUCACCAUGGUUGCUUUCUUGGUAAGUUACUAAAGUUUGACCUAAGUGGAAACACACAUAGGUUGCGUAAGUGUGAAAAAACCAUCUUCAAAUUUUCCUUCCAAUUUUUUUUCUCUGAGGUUUUGUUUUUCAAAAGUGAUGCUUUCUUCUUUUUUGUUGUUUUUCUUGUAAAUUUGUGUGCAGUGAGGAGAAUAAUCAGAGUGAUUGAGAGCUUUUUUGUUGUUUUUUUUUUUCUUUUGUUAUGGGCUUUUAAUGCUUUGUUGAGCAAAACAAGUGUAAUAUCUUCUCAAAGAGACUUGAAAUUGAAAUUGAAUUUGUUUGUGUUGUUAACAAUUAUUUCUGUAAUCGCAAAUUCCAUAAUAA
Eruca vesicaria subsp. sativa (arugula) is the source of this 2097-nucleotide messenger RNA. The record is from the annotation of a GenBank genome assembly. NCBI's taxonomy places the organism in Eukaryota, Viridiplantae, Streptophyta, Magnoliopsida, Brassicales, Brassicaceae.